Molecule: messenger RNA, 2651 nt
Organism: Mercurialis annua (annual mercury)
Lineage: Eukaryota; Viridiplantae; Streptophyta; Magnoliopsida; Malpighiales; Euphorbiaceae
Product: oligopeptide transporter 6
Exons: 5
Coding region: 291-2528 (745 amino acids)
Biological process (GO): transmembrane transport
Molecular function (GO): oligopeptide transmembrane transporter activity
Source: RefSeq, a predicted model, not a curated record
AAAAAUCGGCUGAAAACAAGUAAAAAAAAUUAAAUGCGAUGAAUAAAGAAACAAAAAUUAAGAAUAAACAACGAAUUAAAAGGCAGAUUCAUUGAUCACAUAAAGAUUCAAAUAGAUUCCUAAACGCGUAAGGAAACAAAAUCCUAUUCCAACCAAACUACCAUUUACAGUUAAACACUGAUUAGCUGUUCUAAUCAGACUUUUACUUUUUUUAGAUUCCUCGGACGGAUCAAACCCAACCUCUUAUAUAAGAAUCUAACCUAACCCUAAAUUUCCAUUCAGUUUCGGCUAUGGCGACUGAGAAUCCUGACAUGGCUGCGUUAGAGCUGGAGAAGGAGAAGCACAAUGUUGCCGGCGCCGGAGAGGAGGAGUUGGAGGAGAGUCCGGUUAAGCAAGUGGAGCUGACUGUGCCGAAAACGGAUGAUCCGAACAUGCCGGUUCUGACGUUUAGAAUGUGGGUUUUGGGUGUGGCGUCGUGUGUUUUGUUGUCGGCGGUGAACCAGUUUUUUUGGUAUAGGAGAUCGCCGAUGUUUAUCAGUUCUAUAUCUGCUCAGAUUGCGGUGGUGCCGUUAGGGCAUUUGAUGGCGAGGACUUUGCCGACGAGGUCUUUUUUUAAAGGGAGUAGGUGGGAGUUUAGUAUGAAUCCGGGGCCGUUUAAUGUAAAAGAACAUGUUCUUAUUACUAUUUUUGCUAACUCCGGCGCCGGAACUGUUUAUGCUACUCAUAUUUUGAGCGCUGUUAAGCUUCUUUAUCGGCGGGAGCUUGCUUUUCUUCCUUCUUUGCUUGUUAUGCUCACCACCCAGGUUUUGGGUUUCGGAUGGGCCGGACUUUUCCGGCGAUAUCUGGUGGAGCCGGCAGAGAUGUGGUGGCCGUCCAAUCUGGUGCAAGUCUCAUUAUUCAGGGCGCUACACGAGAAAGACAAAAGGCAGAAAGGCGCGGUUAACCGAACACAAUUCUUUCUUAUAGUCCUCAUUGCCAGCUUCUGCUAUUAUAUCUUCCCCGGCUAUCUAUUCUCACUCCUGACAGCAUUCUCUUGGGUUUGUUGGAUCGCACCCAAGUCCGUGUUAGUUAACCAGCUCGGUUCAGGUCUACAAGGUCUAGGCAUCGGUGCAAUAGGGUUCGACUGGGCUACAGUUUCGUCGUAUCUCGGGAGUCCACUGGCUAGCCCAUGGUUCGCAACUGUGAACAUUGCUGUUGGAUUUGUUCUAGUAACUUAUGUUUUGGUUCCCAUUGGUUACUGGUGCAAUUUCUACAAUGCUAAAACGUUCCCUCUAUAUUCUAUUGAUCUUUUCCAAGGAAACGGCGACAUUUUCAACGUCCAUAGCAUUGUAGAUGCCAAUUUUCAUCUUGAUAAGGAAGUUUAUUCAGAAACUGGACCUAUUCAUCUCAGUAUCUUUUUUGCUCUGUCGUAUGGUGCUGGAUUCGCUGCUCUUGCCGCUACAUUUAUGCACGUUUUUCUCUUCAAUGGAAGCGACAUUUGGAACCAAUCGAAAAGAGCAUACACCGGAAAGCGGAAAAUCGACGUACACACUAGGCUGAUGAAGAAAUACAAAUCAGUUCCGACAUGGUGGUUUCACAUAAUCGUAGUCACAAACAUUGCUGCUGUAAUAGCCACCUGUGAAUAUUACAAUGAUUCACUUCAAUUGAAGUGGUGGGGAGUGCUGCUAGCCUGCGCUAUUUCCUUAUUCUUCACUCUGCCGGUCGGAAUUAUCUACGCCACCACGAAUCAAGCGCCGGGACUGAACAUUAUUACAGAAUACAUAAUUGGGUAUAUAUACCCUGGUUAUCCUGUUGCCAAUAUGUGCUUCAAGGUGUACGGAUAUAUCAGUUGCAGUCAAGCUCUCACAUUCUUGCAGGAUUUUAAACUUGGUCAUUACAUGAAGAUUCCACCUAGGUCCAUGUUCAUGGCACAGGUGGCCGGAACAAUAAUAUCAGUGCUGAUAUACCUAGUAACUGCAUGGGGCAUGAUGGACGCUAUCCCUAAUCUUUGCGACACUAGGGUUCUUCCCAAGAACAGUCCAUGGACAUGUCCGAUGGACAGAGUCUUCUUCGACGCCUCCGUCAUCUGGGGGCUCAUCGGUCCCCGCAGAAUCUUCGGAAACCUAGGUGAAUAUGGAGCUAUAAACUGGUUCUUCCUCGUCGGAGCAGUAGCUCCAGCUAUAGUGUGGCUGGCGCACAAAGCUUUUCCGACCAAGAAUUGGAUUCGUCUCAUUCACAUGCCCAUCGUAUUCGGUGCCAUCGGAAUGAUUCCUCCGGCUUCCGCCGUCAACUAUACUAGUUGGAUACUGCUUGGAUUCCUCUCCGGCUUCGUGUUUUUCCGGUACCAUCCAGACCUGUGGAAAAGGUAUAACUACGUUCUUUCCGGCGGACUUGACGCCGGAACGGCGUUUAUGACGAUUCUGAUAUUUGUUAGUUUGACUUACUGGAAAGUUGAGCUUGAUUGGUGGGGAACUAACGUAGAAGGAUGCCCAUUGGCUGGCUGUCCAACGGCUAAAGGUGUUAUUAUGGAGGGCUGUCCAGUAUAUUAGCCAAACUUUUUACUUUUGUUUUUUUUUAAUUUUUAGUUAUUAGUGGUUGAACAUUUAGAUUUGAUUUUUAUUUGUAAAUAGUUUGUUUUGGAUUUUAUAAAUAAUUUGCUACAUUAGUUUAAA